Messenger RNA from Volvox carteri f. nagariensis, 1611 nucleotides. RefSeq lists its product as uncharacterized. The record is from RefSeq and is a predicted model, not a curated record. Lineage: Eukaryota; Viridiplantae; Chlorophyta; Chlorophyceae; Chlamydomonadales; Volvocaceae. The transcript has 4 exons. The coding region runs from base 1 to 1203 and encodes 400 amino acids.
AUGUCUCGUGUUGGUGCCAAGACCUGGCAGUCGUAUGCGUCGCCUUUUGCCGCCUUUGUGCGUUUCUGUGUGGAGGAAGGUUUGGAGUUUCUCCGGGCCUCCCAUUAUGCCGGGCUCUUGUGGAGUCAGUUUCUCGCUGCCAAGGGCUCCAUCCAAGUCCGCACAGCGCAGCCUUAUUUCAGUGCUAUUAUCUCCGUGCAUGACUUGCUUGGGUACCCUAAGCCCUGUGUCGGAGACAACACCCUGUUGGCCGCGUUUCGUCGAGGUUGGGAGUGCUUGCAGCGCUCAAUGGUGCCUGCUUCCGCGCUCGUGUUGGCCUUUAGUGCAGGUGAUGCUUGGCAUCUUUAUGAGCAGUUGGCCGUGGUACCCGUUGGCUCCGAGUUGGCCUUGCCGUUGUUGUUCGUCGUGUUGAGUUUCUGUCUCUUGCUUCGCCCAGACUUUCUGCUGUCGGUAACCUGGUGNGCUGUCCGUCAGCGUUUUUUGCGUGAUCCGUCGCGGUUGUGGCUGGCGGGCCAGGCCAACGUUAUGGAGACGCAGCAGGAGCCCCUCGGCCAGAAGAGCAGCCGCCAGGAUGGGGAUGAGGGAGAUGAUGGGGACUACAGCGGGGAGGACGAGGGCGAGGGCGAGUGCGCGGAGGAUGAGGGCGGGGAGGAUGAGGGUGGGGAGGACGGGGACUGGCCGUACGAGAGCGGGGAUUACAUGGGCGGGGAGGACGAGGACUGGGAGGACAAGGGAGGGGAGGAUGAGGGAGGGGAGGAGGACGAGGGGACGGGGGGCAAAGUCCUGCUCGAGGAGUACGGCAGAAGCAAGAGCCAGAAGGUCCACAGCAAGUCCGCGCCUCAACCAACUGGGCGCCGCAAGGUCCUGGUGACCGGAAAACAUGACAAAGGGGCAUUGGAUGCCAGAGGGCGGCCCACGCGCCUGAGGCAACCCUCGGCGAAGGCGCGGGAGAGCCAAGAAACGGUGGGCAUGGUGGUGCCUGCACGAACCAAGCGUCCACGCCCUAAGGAAACCCCACUGGUGUUGCCGGAGGACCCUUCGGCUUUCGGGGCAACAGCGUCAAACCCCGCAGAGAGGAAGGAAGCGUUUGGUGUCGGUAAAGGCCGAGCUGUACAGACCCGCGGGGCUAAGGUGCAGCAGGAGAAGGGCAAGAAGGCCAUGGCAGAGAUUCGGAAGGGGGGACUGAAGAAGCAGCGGAGGUAGCAGACCGCGGGCAGUGAUCAGGAACCUGGAGGGCGCCUUGUCACGACAUUUUAGCGUCAUGUUCAUUUUACCGUCUUUUAUAAUCGUCUUUUAUAGUCUGCCGUACGCACGUGCACGUGCGAACAAAACACGUGUUUUGUUCGGUGCUACAGUCGUAUGACACGACAGCCUGCAGUUUCAAGUGAUUCUUAAUGUUGACUAAAGAAGGGCCUAUAGUCCUCGUGGUACCGAUUGAGAGAUGUGAGCAGGUUGUAGUAGGCCAUUGGGCAAUGCUUUGUGUAGGAUAAUAUGAACCCGCUAUGAAGCUGGUAAUCGCUGUUUAAUGCGUAAGAGUUUGGUCGGUUAACGUCCUGAUAAUAUCUAUGUUAUUGCCCCAUUACCGGGGACAUUCUUGUAACUGGCCGCCUG